UGCUGCAACAAGCUGGAGGCUCAGUGGAGAUUCAGCAGAGGACCAGAGAGGAGAGAGGAGAAAGGAGGUGGAGGAGAGGAGCCACAGCUGCUGCGCGCGGGUCCGGAGCUGAUGUUUUAACGCGUUUAACAACAAGAGGAUUUUAUAAAAGUUCCUUCGUCUCAGCUGAAGAAUUCUUGCAGCUUCUGUAGAAAUCCAUCCCACAGAUUCAGGCGGAUUUCAGUGGUUUCAUCGCGGAUGCAUCGUGCGCCUCAGAGCUUUCCAGGGCUGUGACCGUGCGCCUCGGAGCUGGAGGAGGCUGUGCGCGCCUGAGUGUGUGUGUGUGUGUGUGUGAGAGAGAGAGAGGUGGCGGAGGAUCAGCCGGAGUGGCCGUCCAGUCAGAAGGAUGCUGGAGGGCAAUGCCCGCAGAACGAGAGGAUGAGAUCUGUCGAAAGGCGCUGGAGCUGCUCUCAGACCUGUGCUCCAAGGGCGAGGUGCAGGACGACCACUGCCUGGACUUCACCUACUACUUCAGGGACCUGGCCAGGCCCAGAUACACGGACUCAGAUGUGUCGGUGAGUCUGUUGUCUCUGCUCGUCACCACCUGUGGUCUGGCGCUCUUCAGCGUCUCCCUCUUUGUGUCAUGGAAGCUGUUCUGGGGACCACUGAGUGGCCGUUUCCUCCCAGAUAUCCUCAAGGGGGCGCACUUCCUGGGAGGAGACCAGCAGCCUGUGCUCACAGAGGUGGACGGGGAGGAGAGGGAGUACAGCGAGGAAUGCUGCAUGAAGGAGUCUUCAGGGAUUCACUCGGCGGUGGUUGUGCCGGGCUCGGGCCUGAAGAUCAGCCACACUUCACCCGACAUCCCGCUGGAGACCCAGACCAAGGUGGAGAGAAACCAGGUCCACACUCUGGCGAGGGACAGGGUCCAGAGACAGAUAACUGAGCCUACCUCGUCUGUACGGCACAACUCCAUCCGUCGGCAGAUGAACUUGUCCAACCCGGACUUCAACCCUGCUCAGUUCCAGCGCCAGGACUCUCUGUCUGGUUUGGGCCGAAUCAAACCAGAACUCUACAAGCAGCGUUCGGUGGAUGCUGAAGACGGGCGUCGCCCCGGCGCCUGCGGGUUGAUCCAUUUUAUCCUGAAGUUUGACUUCGACCUGGAGCAGCUGAUCGUGAAGAUCCACAGGGCACAGAACCUUCCUGCCAAGGACUUCUCAGGGACCUCCGAUCCUUACGUCAAGAUCUACCUGCUGCCUGACCGCAAAACCAAGCACCAGACCAAGGUGCACCGCAAGACUCUCAACCCAGUGUUCGACGAGGUGUUUCUCUUUCCCGUGGCCUACACGGAGCUGCCGAGCCGGAAGCUGCAUUUCAGCGUUUACGACUUUGACAGGUUCUCACGCCACGACUUGAUUGGCCAAGUGGUGGUGGACAACUUCCUGGAGCUUGCCGACUUUCCCCGGGAGACUAAACUGUGCCGAGACAUACAAUACGUAACCUCGGACAACGUGGACCUGGGAGAGCUGAUGUUCUCGUUGUGUUACCUCCCCACGGCUGGCCGGCUCACCAUCACCAUGAUCAAAGCCAGAAAUCUCAAAGCCAUGGACAUCACCGGGGCCUCAGAUCCGUACGUGAAAGUGUCUCUGAUGUGUGAAGGCCGGCGGCUGAAGAAGAGGAAGACGUCCACCAAGCGAAACACCCUGAACCCGGUGUACAACGAGGCCAUCGUGUUCGACGUUCCUCCUGAGAACAUCGACCAGAUCAGCCUGCUCAUCGCCGUCAUGGACUAUGAUCGAGUUGGACACAACGAGGUGAUCGGCGUGUGCAGAGUGGGCAAUGACGCUGAGAGUCUGGGACGAGACCACUGGAGCGAGAUGCUGACGUACCCGAGGAAACCCAUCGCUCACUGGCACCCGCUCAUAGAGUGGGUCGUACAGACAGUGGCGGGGAUCGGAAGCCAAGGAGGAUCCACCAAUUCACUGAAGAUGCCACCUUCACCAUGAAGACACACACACACACACACACACACACACACACAAAGAGCCUCAGGGUGGAAGAGUGAUGAUGGGCGAUGGGCCUGCAGAUAGUGAAAUAUUAAAACAUAAAGUACCAGGUGUAUUAGUACCCGGUGAGACUAACCUGUAGUAACAUCAUCUCAGCCAUCCCUCUAACCGAUGUGUCAUUAGACUGAACUGUGGGCUAAUCACCACGUUUUAAAACACUUAACUACAUUCCAGAUGAACUAACUACAGAACUUUAUCUCUUUUAAAAAAUGUAACUGACACGACUAACAGGUUGAGAUUAACUAACAGGUCGAGGUUUCCUCAGCACGUCACAGGUUAUGGACCAAAAUCAUUAAUUUCAAUGUGAACGAGUGGAGCUGUGAUUAGUGACGUGUGUGAGAUCAGUUAGAGUCGGGGAACGGAGUUAAGAAUGAGAGGAGAGUUAUCAGAUCAUUGUAAGACUAUAUUUGUGCCGAGGUCGAGUUCUGCAGCCAGCCACCAGAGGGCACUCCAGAUGUUUUGGGCUUCACAUCGAAGGGGCUGUCAUGUCCUCCCUCUUCAUCUUCAGUCUGAGCAUCGAACCCUCUCCUGCACUGAUUAUAAAGUACACAACCUAAACUUUUAGUUCAAACCUUAGUUUCACUGCAGAGGGCGACUCUCUCACAGAACUCUUCCUGUAGAGACGUAAAGUGAAGAAUGUGUAAAGCAGCUGACGGGAUCACACAGUGUUUGAUUUACUGCAUGUUAAAUACUUUGUUUACAGGGUGCGGUCAGAAUGAAGGAAACACAAGCUUGAUGUUACCAGUGUUUGAUGUUCUGGUAAAUCUGGAAAUCAUCGGAUCUCCUCCGAGGAAACAUCGAUGCUAACUGUCAGAUUGAAUGCUAAUGAUUCUCAGUGAUAUCCUCGACAUUCUGAUGUGUUUCAUCAUCCAUGUUGUAAUAAGACUAAAGGCCCCAAGAAACUAGGAAUGUGUGUCACGCCCCCUGUGGCCGAGUCGUAAUUAGCAGCUCAGCAUGGAAACUCAUGACGCUGCGUUUUGUUGUCGAGGAUUUCACUGAUGAAUCAGACAACGAUGUUCCCGGUGUAACGUUCGCUAACUGUGCGCAAUUCUUAGGAGUAAAUUCAGAUUCAGAAGUGUAUGAAAUACAAAUAUAUGAAAACUAACAUUUAACAUUAAGUCCCUAACGUCUUAACAAGCUUUUAAAAGAUGUUUCUACAGCUGCAUUAAUUGAUUUGACCAGGAGGGGGCAGCAGAUCACGAUUUAAACGAAACAGUGCUUCAAACAGGUUGUGAAAACAUCCAUAAUCUUUUAAACAUCUGAAGCCUUCGACUCUCGAUCAUCGCUCUUAUGGACCCGGUGGUAAAUCCCUUGAGCCUUUUUAAUGGGUCAAAGGUCUCCCAUUAAAAAAACAAGACUGAAAUCAAUCCCUCACAAUCAUGUCAUCAAAUUAGAAGAAGCUCUGUUUCCAGAAAACGAGCGAAUAGAUUAUUUCUGUUCUACGAACUCUGCUGUCAUGGGACCGGAUGUUCUCCUCUGUGUUGUGACCUCACUCUGCAGAUGUUUGUUUUUAGAAAGUGGGAUUAAACCCAGUUUUGUUUAAUGUCUUCGUAUUGGACAGUUAAUGAAGUUUCUCUUGUGUUGGUAGGAACAGUGCAUGCAUCCUUUUUCUGUGAGUCAUUUUGAAAUCUCUUUAGCUGUGAGAUACUAACCAUAGUGUAAACACCAGAUGUAUAAUGAAACUAAGGCAGACUGUGCUAACUGUCCAUCUGAUGUUAUUAAUAAAUAUUUCUAUUUA
Molecule: messenger RNA, 3780 nt
Organism: Platichthys flesus (European flounder)
Lineage: Eukaryota; Metazoa; Chordata; Actinopteri; Pleuronectiformes; Pleuronectidae
Gene: syt9b
Product: synaptotagmin IXb
Exons: 8
Coding region: 399-1982 (527 amino acids)
Biological process (GO): calcium-ion regulated exocytosis; cellular response to calcium ion; regulation of dopamine secretion
Cellular component (GO): membrane; dense core granule
Molecular function (GO): phosphatidylserine binding; clathrin binding; SNARE binding
Source: RefSeq, a predicted model, not a curated record